Molecule: messenger RNA, 2623 nt
Organism: Glossina fuscipes
Lineage: Eukaryota; Metazoa; Arthropoda; Insecta; Diptera; Glossinidae
Product: UNC93-like protein
Exons: 5
Coding region: 346-2469 (707 amino acids)
Biological process (GO): regulation of potassium ion transport; regulation of muscle contraction
Cellular component (GO): striated muscle dense body; plasma membrane
Molecular function (GO): potassium channel regulator activity
Source: RefSeq, a predicted model, not a curated record
AUAAAUAAAUAAAUAAAAAUAAAAAAAAUCGCUUUUUCGACAAUUAUGAAAAUCGAAACUGCUUUAUAUUAAGCUCAGCUCAUUCCUCCUCCCAUUGAAAAUAUGCUUAAAUGUUAUCUUUUUGAUUACCGUGUAACCUCAGCAUGUUGUUAUUUUAUUUACUGCCGCCACUAUCUACAUUAUAAAAAUUCAUUUAAUGCUUCAACGUCUUGCGUUGUCAGUCAAAGAGGAUAACAAGGCAACACAAGAUAAAUAAAUACGACGAGCAAACAAUCACAUUAACUUUGCAUAGAUAUUGCAAGCCUCACUAUCUUAAAUAACUUGGAGAACUUGCUUAGCUUCAGUAUGGGUAGUUUACCUAAUCUCCAUGAAUUAGAGCAAAUGGAGCGCCGACGUGACAAACGUCGUGAACGUGAAAUGCGUGAACAAUUAGCACGAGAAACGAGUCGCGAACGUGAACGUUUCUCUCAGAAGAAGCAAACAUAUUUGACUGCCGUGGCAGUUAGUGGCAGUGGCAGUGGCAGUGGCAGUGGCGGUGGCGGUGGCGGUGGCGGCGGAAAUGGCGUUGCAGCUUCAGCAACUAGUGGCUUAAGCGGUCUACCUACAGCAAAUAGAUAUCAUGGGCAUACGGUGCACGCACCUCAUCGCAAUUCACUGACAAACAACAGACAUCGUGUGAUCCGUGCCCGGAGUUCAGGCGCUGCCCACAAUUUAUGGGAUGAACAAAUGUUGGAGCAUUUCUCUACUUGCUCGCCGAUAUCGACACGUUCGCAUCGCAUUAAUCCGGUCACAUCGUAUCAAAUUCAAGCAGCUUUAGCUGCCUCAAGGCGUCGAGAAUCUAUUAAUAGUUCUAUUGGGGCUACUUCAAUACGACGACUGAUAACUUUAAAUAAUCGCAACUGCCGUCACAAGGUACCCGCUCAUGUUAGACAAAAGGUUUGCAAAUGUUUCACGUUUCUAACUAUCGCUCAUGGUCUCAUUUGUGCCAUAUUAUUACCGAUCUUUGGCCUACAAGGCUCGAAUUCGAUAUGGCAUCAUCGUGAGCAAUGGCUACAAGUGGGACCAAAUAUUGGUUCGCUUCUCCUAAGCGUUUGUAUGCUUUUAUCUGCCGGCAUUUGUUUAAUAACACCAAAAUUGAUACGAAAAUUCGGUUAUACUGUCUUAAUAGGAGUAAAUUAUGCAACUAUUUGUGCGUUCCUGAUGUGUCAUUUAUACCCUUCAAUAUAUACCCUAUUGCCGGCAUAUAUCUGUUUAGGUUUAACGCAUAGUCCGGCAUGGGUAAGUAAAAUUGCUGUGGUAGUGCAUUACGGUAGUAAGCUGAGUUGCUCUCAGCACGAAUGCACUUUAAUGCCAGUAUUGGCUGUGGAUGCUUGGGAAGAGCAUAAAUUAUUUUGUAGUCGUGAUCAAAAAGUAAGACGUUUGGCUAGAUGGUUUCAAAUAGCAAAGGAUUUAGGUAUAAUUUUUGGCGCUGUAAUAUCAUCGAUGAUUCUGUCCUGCACUUCUAACGAUUGGAAUUGCCUCGACACUAAACAAAUUGAAAGCCUCAUCUCAACAGGUUCCAUUCAAAGUAAUCGGUCAGCUAGUCGCGGAAUUGCUGCCUGGCAGGGUUGGCCUUACAGUACAUCAACAAUAGUAUGGAAUCAGCAGCCUGGUUACUCAAAUGAAUAUUAUAUUUUGAAUGAGCACGGUACACGCAUUUGUGGAGCCGAUCAAUGUCCUAUAUGGCAUUUUGAUAUAAAUCAAACUUUAUACACGCCAUUCAUUAAGGAGUCGGCACGAGCCGGCGGUUCAAUUCUUAUCAUUAUUUAUUUGAUAUUGGCCGCGAUAUCAUUACUGUUAACCAUUUUAAUGGGAAAAAUUCAAGCAACUUUUCGCCACGAAAGACUGAAAGGCAUAACCGAUAGUCUACUAUUUGCCGGACCGCUGGCUUAUUUCGUAGGCACCGAACAAGGAUAUAUAUUAAGCGACUUUUUACGGGCUUUUGUCUCCUGCAGUUUGGGAAUAAGCAUGGUGUCGGGUGCUAUUGUCGCCAUGGGGAUUAUGCAAGCAAUCGUAUCAUGUACUUUAAGUAUGUUACUUAGGCAUACCAAACGUAUAGUAAUAAUAUUGGCCGCUUUCUUUUUUCAUUCGUGCUUACUGUUGGCUCUUUCCACCUGGAAGCCAUCGAGCGAUGAUAGCGCACUUUUCUACGUUUUGGCUGCGUCUUGGGGUGCUUGCAAUGGCAUAUGGGAAACUUUAUUACUUGCCCUCGUCACAUUGAAUCAUACAAAUCAUGUAGCUGAGGUCACGGCACCAUUACAAAGUCUUCGCUUUUUGGGCUUAGCGGUCACAUUUGCUGCACACGGUUUUAUGUGUGAGACGCCAAAAAUUAUAACACUCGUUGUAAUUUUAAUGUUAAGCGUACCGCCAUACGCUAUGCUGGAAAUACGCUUGGAAACUCAACGCAAAGCCCAUAUGAUGAAUUUAUGACAAAGUGUUUUCAGUUAGUCACGAUAUCGUACGGCCAUGACACGCACUCAUACAAUGUAAACGAAUGUGUGCUUAAAUGAGCAUAUUUUAAUUUCGAUGAACGAACGAAAGGUAAGCAAAAAAAAAAAGAAUGCCGUGAAAAUGAAACCAAAAA